GCGGAUGGGGCUCCCAUAGCAGGCGGCCGUUUGGCUGCGCGUUGGAGGUGCGAACCUGAGGGACAGGGUCUGCUAAAGAUACAUGCGGCAGCGGCGAUAAUCCAUUUUGUGCGUGCUGUCAUUUGCACCUCCUCACCGCUCCACUAAAAUUAGAUUAUUAGACCUAAAACAGGGCUGCUGGAAUCUGCUCCGUGUGGAAUAACACCUUUGGCGCGGACAGGAAUGCGGUUUGAGAAUACAUAGCAUUUCUCUUCUCCUCGUCCCUGGACAAUUGGAAAUUAACAAAGGUGUUACUUGUCAGAUGUGAUCGUGAUAACAUGCCCAUGCAGAUGUCAGGUUCAGUUUCACAGUGGAGGAGUGGUAGGACGUGUAAUUGAUCGGUGUGUAUUUAGAGCUCAUUAAUGUAUUGCACAUGAUGCAUAUUGUUAUAUGUUCUUGAAAUAAGUAAUCAAAUGUGGACCAGAGUUGUUUGAACAUGACUUAAUUACUAGCAGGCCUACACUUCUUUGCCUGUUAUUUUCCUUUCCUCACUUCAUUUCCUCAUGGUCUUUUACUAAGCCACUUUCUUUACCCGUUUAUUAGCUUUUUAGCCAGUCUAAUAUAAGUGCAUCAGACAACCAUAUAAACUAUAGCACAAUGAUUAAAUAACACAGCUUACUGUUUACAAAGCACACUGUCUCCUCUGCCUCCAUCUUGCAUGUUGUAUUCUAUGGUCAUGGUGACAUGCUGCGGAAUAGCUGGAUAGUGCUCUACACUGCUGCCCAUGACAAGGAAUGUUAAAGCGUGAGACAGGCCAAAUCCAGCUCAUUUGCUCCAGAUACACAGCCCCAAAAGACACAGAUUUAGACCGCAGAGUGGAACGGAGGCAAGGGGAGCUGACAGAUAGCAGCAGGCAUUAUCGUCCUUGCCCACUUCUACCCAUGCCCCCUCUUAAUGACAUUCUCCAUGUAUUAGCCCUUCUUCCUUCACCCACAUAGUACACCACUUUAGCCCUCUCCAAAUCCCCCUCCCUCUGCCCUCUUAUCUUAUUAUCUUUAAUAUGUCAACGUCUUACUCUCGUACCCUCCACUUAUUGCCCCCUUUUAUCACCUUCUUACACAUUUCUUACCACCCUCUAUAAUGAUAUCCCUGUCUAAGCACCCUUAUACUCGCUCUGUCUUAUGCCACUUCUUUCACCCCUAUUGCCACGCUCAUAAGCCUAUCUUACAGCCUGGUAUCCAAUCUCAUCUCUCCCUUAGUACACCUAGUAUAUCUUCUUAUUAUCCGAACCCCAAAGCACAACCUCCCCACACGUUGACAGAAUAUACAGCAGGAAAGAAUUUGAACAAUUGGUGGCAGUGGUGGGAUUUUACAGAGCAGACUGAUUGAACCCAAAGCGCUACUUUUGAAACUCCUCACACCUUUGGCCCUAUGACAACUCAUUGAACACACAAGUAUAAAGAAAUGAAAGGUCAUACAAAGCGUCUUAGAGCAAGCAGACCGCUACAGAAGGCUUACUGUGAGAACAUGAGCAGAAGGCUCUCCUGUUAGCUAGCUCCCACAAUGUUAGACUAUGCUGUAAACAUGGCCCAGGUUGUCAUCAAGUAUUUUUCCAGGCCUUUGCCAGCCAAGCAUAGCUGAGCACACUGACCGCUGCAGCUUUUAAAGACCAUGCAUACUGCCUCCCACCAGAGAUAUCAUUGACCUUACUUAAACACAAUUCGCUUAUGUAAGGUUUUUGAAAAGUUAUAUCAUAGUUAUCGAAAACCUUGCUGACAAAUCAUUUUGAUACUUUAGCAUAUAUGUGAUGUAAGCGCAAAAGAGUAUUCAAUAUCCGUGAUCGGUUCAUAUUUACUCUGGAAAACCGUUAUUUAUGUGAUUCUCCAUGAUAAGUUAUUGUAAAGGAUAUGCCUAUACAGGUAAUUGCCAAAAUAAUGGAAACACUUGAGUAAAUGAGGGAUACAAAGUAUAUUGAAAGCAGGUGCUUCCACACAGGUGUGGUUCCUGAGUUAAAUAAGCAGUUAACGUCCCAUCAUGCUUAGGGUCAUGUAUAAAAGUGCUGGGCAGGCCAUUAUUUUGGCUACCAUGUCUAUGCCCCCAUAAGAUGACAAUGCCCCCAUCCACAGGGCACUAGUGGUCACUGAAUGGUUUGAUGAGCAUGAAAACGAUGUAAACCAUAUGCCAUGGCCAUCUCAGUCACCAGAUCUCAACCCAAUUGAACACUUAUGGAAGAUUCUGGAGCUGUGCCUGAGACAGCGUUUUCCACCACCGUCAACAAAACACCAAAUUAUGGAAUUUCUUGUGGAAGAAUGGUAUCUCAUCCUUCCAAUAGAGUUCCACUUCCAGACACUUGUAGAUUCUAUGCCAAAGUGCAUUGAAGCUGUUCUGGCUCGUGGUGGCCCAACGCCCUAUUAAGACACUUUAUGAUGGUGUUUCCUUUAUUUUGGCAGUUACCUGUAUGUUGUACAAUAUGUGGGAUAUGAAUGUUUUUCCUUUCUUCUUCUCGUCUUUAAAGCUCUAUUAAAGAGGAAUGCCACUCAUCCACCGUGUUCUUCCGACAUGCCGGGUGUGUGAAUUUAUGGAAAGCGACUGAGAAAAACCAUUGAAACGAUAUCUGGUGGCUGGGUUACAUCCCAGGUGCCAGACUGGAGAUCUGGUUUCGGAGCGGAGAGUGGUGAGGGGGGUAAGGGUCUGUAUUUGGCCUGGGGGGACAGAGAGUGGUGAGGGGCACUUUAAAGAGCUCUGUGCUGAGUGCUCCUCUAUGAAAAGCUUCCAUCCAUCAUGUAGUUUGUAAUGGGGGCUAUGUUUAAUUAGUGGUAAUGUUACAGAGAAAGACGAGUGCAAAUAACGUAAUGGGGAAUAGCAAACAACCCCCUCGCCGCUGUAUCCUAACCCCCCUUAACCCCUUACGGUCCUACCCACCAACAGUAUCUUGUCUGAAUUUCUCAGACAUCACCCCAUCACCCUUUUAAGAAUCUUUCCAUGAAUUCCCCUAACCCACCACCCCACCACCAUCUUUACCUCCUUAUACCAUCUCUUCCCCUGAUUAUACUGUACCAGACAUCCCCUCUCCCACUCUCGCCUCCCCCUUCUCCCCUCAAGCGAAACCCUCCACCCUGACGUCGAUAUGAAACCCGAGACCUAAUUAAUCAGUCGAUAAAUUAAUGAGGCUCAGUUUUUAGCGGGCUGUUCGGGUUCCCAGCGGGGCAUGUUGCAACACGUGUGGAAUGCUCAAGGGGUGCACACCGGACCCCCGGAAUGCGUCGCGGCGGGACAGGGGCUGCAGUCAGACCACUCGUCACCUCAGCCGCCGGUCGUGGCGUUUCCAAUAACGACACCCCAAAACAUAGCCGCCCGGUAUACAUGAUAAGCCUCAUCAUCCGCCCGAACCAACAGAGCCAGGUUGGGACAGUCUGCUUUUUGGGGGGCUCACAGGGAACUUGUUUUGGGGGGUGACUUGAGUAAUAACUUCCGUUGUAAUCCCCCCCUCCAGCCACUUAUAGCGCUGUGGCCCUAAGAGAAGCCUCAAGUUUCGGCUGUGGUUUAAUUGAGUGGGAUGACUAGCCCUGGGUGGCUCCCAACCGUUUUUCUAUCCUCUCCUAUGGGGUUCGUUUAUACAGCCCCGCUGACUGCGCUGUCAGUGUCAAACGCUUGUUAGGACAUCAUCAAUCUAGACGCAGUAAAAUAAGAUUGAGAGAGAGAAGAGAGAGAGAAGAGAGAGAGAGAGAGAGAGAGAGAGAGAGCAGAAGAGAGAGAGAGAGAGAUAGAAAGAGAGAGCUCGAUGAUCGAGAGCUAUCGAUCUAUCUAUCUCUAGAAACUCUAUUCCUAUCUCUCUCUCUCUCUCCGCUCUCUCUUCUAUCGCUUCUCCUCUACUCUCUCUCUCUUCUCUCUAUCUCCUCUCUAGCUCUCUCUCUCUCUCUCUCCUCUCUAUCUCUCUCUCUCUCUCUCUCUCUCUCGCCUCUCUCUUCUCUCUCUCUCUCUCUCUCUCUUCUCUCCUCUCGCUCUCUCCGCCGUCUCUUCUCUCUCUGCUCAUUCCUCCCUCGUAUCUUUGUUUUUGUUUGGGUAGGAGUCUUGCUUGCCCUCAGCCCAUGUCCAUAAAACUGCAAAGUAUGUUGUAGAUCAUGUUGUCAGGAAAAGUAGACGCAUUGUUCGCCCAUGUCUGCAGGCGCAAAUGAAGUAACCUUCUCUGGUAUCGCUAUCAAUUUUUGACAGUCAAAUACAUUAACACAUCAACAGCCUUUUUAGGAGAGAAGGGAAUCUGUUCACACCGUGGACAUACACAAGUCCGUAUUUGUCUUCUCACAGGAAGUGACUGUACAGGGGUUUAAGCCGAACACACAUUUCUCACGUUCUCUUCUAUAAAUCUUUCCCGCCAUCUUCCACACUAAGCUCCAUCUUUCCUUCCUUCCCCUCUUUUUGUCUGUCUUUCUCACACCCUCUCUCUCUCUCCUUUCCUGCGCAUGUGCGUUGAGUAGAGUAGAGUGGAGUGGAGCAGAGUGGCAGUAGAAGGAUUUGAAAGGAGGACCAUAAAGAUGAUGGAUGCUGCCCAGCUUUCAGACCCAGCUGUUUUUUGUCAUUCCGUACAGCCCCGCUGGUUUUCUGUAUGCUUUCAUCCAUCUCAUCCUUACACUCGUCCACUCUGCAUACGCUCUCAUCCAUACACGCUUUUAUCCAUACACUCAAGCACGACUUAUGGGCUGGGUUUCUAUAUGCUUUCAUCCUUACACUCAUCCACUCUUCAUGGGCCAGGUCAAUGUAAAGAUAAUAGGUUUUUAAAGGACUGUCGUGGGUAAAGAAAUAGGCCUGUUUAAGGGCUCCAACCGCAAGUCAUAUAAAUCCAUCCAUAUCUUUUUAUUUAAUGAUUUCACCCCUUCGCUUUAUCCCCUAAAAUCGUUUCUUUUUUUAUUUUCUCCCACAGGCUCGGUGACAUGAUGUUCCUGCCCUUCUCCUCUCUCCCCUCCUUGUCCCUCCCUUUUAUCCUUCUUCUCCUCCCUUUCCUCCCUCCUUCCCUCCUUUCCCCUUCCCUCUCUCACUCCCCUCUGAGCUGGACCUCACCCCAUGACCCCUGCUACCACUUGGAUGGGCGUCCGCGUCACUGCCUGUCAGAAUUCAUCAAUGCCGCCUAUGGUGUCCCCGUCAGUGCCGCCCACUCCUUCCGAGGAACACCCGGCCAGAACGCUGUUAACGUCAGCUCCCUCACGGACCUCCACAACCCCCACAACCUGACUUGCUGGACGGCCCAGGCGGGAGGCCCCGACGGCGGGGACUGGGUCCUCACCCUUCACCUGGGCCGGCGCUUUGAGGUCACCUACAUCAGCCUGCAGUUCUGCCAGCAGGGGGAGCCGUCGGACCCCAUCUCCUUAUCCGUGCUGAAGUCCAUGGACCACGGGCGCACCUGGAGGCCCAUGCAACACUACUCCAGCGACUGCCCCGGGAGGUUUGGGCUACAGGCCCAGACGGUAGCCCAGACCAGGCACCAGGAGACAGAGCCUCUGUGCUCAGACCCUCGGCCCCUGCAGAGGCACCGGGGAGGCAUGUUGCUGGCCUUCUCCACCCUGGAUGGAAGGCCCUCCUCUCCAGACUUUGACUACAGCCCCACCCUGCAGGACUGGGUGACGGCCACGGACAUACGGGUGGUGUUCCACCAGGUGACCCAGUCCCAGCAGUCCAAGGUGGGGAGUUCGGAGGGGGAGAGGGGUGAGGCCGGUCAGGGGGAGGGAGCAGGUGGGGGGGUUUCUUAGGUGGAGGGCAGGGUCGAAAAAUGAGGCUGUGGUGGGUCAUGGGGAUAAGGUGAAUGGGGACAACAAUAAAUGGGGGUUUGCGGAGAAGGAGAGAAAAAAGAUAGAAAAACGAAGGAGGAGUGGAGGAGGACACAACAAAGGGUCUGGGGAUCAGGGAGAGGACGGACACAACGUGACCCGGAAGGAGUCAGAAGGAGACUCUCCAGAAAUGGACACCUCCAAAAGAGGAAACGGUAAAGGAAAAGGGCGUGGCCUCGAGAGGGAGGGGGGCCACCAUUGGAGUCCGUGUCAGGAAGGCAGUGUCUGUGGUUGGACAAUCGAAAGCAGGCAGGGGAGAAUCAACAAGGGGCGGGAACUCCGGAGGAGAAGGAACAACCAUCGAAACUCUGAAGUGAGAGCGAAUCGGAAACUCGAGCUGGCUCCUCCCUCUCCACUGAUCUCCGCCCCCCUUGUCCUGUCCCCCCUGGCCCUCUCCGACCUGCAGGUGGGGGGCAGAUGUAAGUGUAACGGACAUGCCUCUCGGUGUCGUCGUGACGAUGCAGGCCGGGCGGUGUGUGUGUGUGAGCACCACACGGCAGGGGCGGACUGCGAUGUUUGUGAGGACUUCUACUACGACAGGCCCUGGCAACGAGCCACACCCAGUCAGCCACAACCGUGCGUCCGUGAGUCACACACCCCAUUACUGCCUGUCUGUGUGUGUAUGUAUGUGUGUGCAUAUUGGAUUAUGGAUGUAUAUUUUACUGCCUUUACUGAAAUUCCCUCCCUCUCUCUCUCCCUCCCUCCCUCCCUCCCUCAACCCCCAGUGUGUGAGUGUAACAGCCACUCCUCUAAGUGUCGGUUCAGCAUGGAGGUGUUCCAGCAGUCGGGCCGGCACAGCGGGGGAGUGUGUCUGAAGUGUCGGCAUCACACAGCGGGGCGCCACUGCCAGUACUGCCAGAACGGAUACACCCGAGACCACAGCAAGCCCCCCACCCAUCGCAAGGCCUGCCAACGUCAGUCAGAGAGAGGAAGAGAAAGCUUGUGUGCGCGCAUGCGUGUGUGCGUGCGUCUGCAUGCGUACACAUUAAAGCGGUUGUGUCUGUAUUAAAUCGCACCGACCAGCUGUGUAUCUUAUCCAUGCAGAGAUCAGUGUGUCCAAAUGUGUGUGCAUCUGCAUCUGUUAGGAUAUCUGUUUCUCUUUGUGUAUCUGCUAGUCUAUAAGGUAUGCCUACAUGUGUCUGUGUUCCAGUCUCCUCCACAGUGUUUAUGAGGUAGUUACAUUGUGACAGAGGACAGUUAUUUCUGUUAGUGGUACAAACAUACCCUGUUACCACUGGCUGGAAUCCACCCUGACAUUUGACCUUUGACUGGUCACAUGUUCUAAGUGACUGUGACACUCUGGCAUGCUCAUUGGGCGGUUGACCGAAGUCCUAAUAUAACCACUGUUAAUGGAGGUCAUGCACAUGACACAUGCAGGUGUGUGUGUGGGAUUGACUGUGUGUGUCGUGCAAGUGCAAGGGGGUUGCAGUUAUAGCAAUAUUGGACAAAUGUAACUAGAUAGAUUACAUUUAGAUAUUUUAGCCUUGGUGCCAGUCUCGUUCAGCUCUUUUAUUUUAUAUAUAUUUUUUAGUUGUUUUAGUAUAAAUAGAUUUUUAGAUUUUUUUUGUUUGUAAAUAUAUAUAGUCUCUUUCAGCUCUUGCCAACUCCUUAUGAAUUGUCAUGUUAUGUUUGACUUGAGUAACAAGGAGUUGGCAAGAGAGCAGAAACAGACUAGCAACCAGGCCAUAAAUACACUUAAAAUGUGUCUCUAUACUCCAGCAUUUUGGAUUUGAGAUCAAAUGUUUUAUAUUGGCGACAUUACAGAAUGUCACAUUUUAUUUGAGGUUAUUUUCAUAGAUAUCAGUUUUACCGUUUAGAAAUGAAAUAACUUUAUGUAUCUGGUCCCCCCCAUUUGAAGAUGUAAAAUGUAUUUGGACACAUUUCACUUAUAGUGUAUCAAAAGUGUAAUAUUUAGUCCCAUAUUCCUUGCACACAAUGACCACAUCAAGCUUGUUUUGGUUGUGUUUCAGAUUGUCUUUUGCCCAAAAGGAAAUGAAUAAUGAAUAAUGUAUUGUGUCCUUUUGUAGUCCCUUUUAUUAUAAGUAAGAAUAGAAAAUGCUUCUGAACUCGUCUACAUUAAUGUAGGUAGCAUCCACAGAUAAUCAUGAAUAAUCAUUACAGAUAAUCAUGAAUGAAUUGUGAAUGAUAAAACAUUUGAAAGUUACAGAGGGGAAAAUAUCAUACCCCACCCAAAAAAUGCUAAUCUCUGCUGUUAUUGGUAAUGGUGAGAGGUUAGCAUGUUUUGUUGUAGCCUCUGUAACUUUCUCACUCAUCAUUAUUCAUGAUUCAUUCACGAUUUUUCUUAACCAUGGCAUUAUCAUGUUCCGAAAAAAACUGUAUCUUAUUCCAGUCAUUAUUCACCAUUCAGGUACUAUUGGGCAAAACAUAACCCAAAACACAACCAAAACUGCAAAUGCAUCCAACGAGUGUGUAGAGUCACAAGCUUGAUGUAGUCAUUGCGCGCUAGGAAUAUGGGACCAAUUAUUCAACUUUUGACUACUUAAAUACACUAUAAAUGAAUUUUGUCCAAAUACUUAUGACAUCUUCAAAUGGGGGGACUAGAAACAUAAAGUGCUUUCAUUUCUAAACAGUGAAAACAUAUGUACAGGUGAAAGCUAUGAUCCCUUAUUGAUGUCACUUGUUAAAUCCACUUCAAUCAGUGUAGAUGAAGGGGAGGAGACAGGUUAAAGAAGGAUUUUUAAGCCUUGAGACAAUUGAGACAUGGAUUGUAUAUGUGUGCCAUUCAGAGGGUGAAUGGGCAAGACAAAAUAUUUAUGUGCCUUUGAAUGGGGUAUGGUAGUAGGUGCCAGGCGAACCGGUUUGUGUCAAGAACUGAAACGCUGCUGUGUUUUUCACGCUCAACAGUUUCCCGUGUGUAUCAAGAAUGGUCCACCACCCAAAGGACAUCCAGCCAACUUGACACAACUGUGGGAAGCAUUGGAGUCAACAUUUUGAGACUGUUCUGAUGGCAAAAAGGAGGGGGGUGCAACUCAAUAUUAGGAAGAUGUUCUUAAUGUUUUGUACACUCAGUGUAUUUGUAGGCCAUAGAUUUGUAACUUAUGGAAGUUACAUUAGUGCUAUUUAUGUGUCAUAAUAUUAUGUGAUUUAAUCAUCAAUGAUAGAUUAAUGAAUAAUGUUUAUUUGAUCAAUGUUCUGGUCAAGUCAAUAUUUUUCCGAGCCUUGUGAUUUAUACCUUAGUGACCUGCCUUUUGAGCUAAUUACUUAAAUGUGUUUGAAGUAGCUGUAAGGGUUUGUUUAAACUAUCUUACUGGAGGAAAAACAGACCUACUAGAGAAUGGCUUCCUCUUUCUAUCUGUGCCCUUUGGACAACCCCAACUCUGCCUUCCACCCUCCUUCCUUCUAAACUGCUUAGUCAUUUAUCAUUUUACAUCUAUUUCCAUAUUUGCUUUGUCCAUUUAUCAUUCUUAUCAUUCCCAUCUACCAUUCCUUUUUCUGUCCUCUUCAGUCUGUUUUCCCUUCAUCUUUCCCUCUCUCUGUGUUUGUAAUCUCUCUCUCCCUCUCUCCUGUUCUUCUCUCUCUUUCCCUCUUUUAAAUUAAAAUAAGCUUUAUUAGGAGCAAUCCAAUGUUAUUAAUACAAAACUCUUUACUAUGUGACAUUAACCUUCUCUCUCUCCUCCCAUCCCUCCAUCUUCUCCCACUCUCUCAGCGUGUCAGUGUCACCCUAUGGGUGCUGUGGGUCUCUGGUGUAACCAGACAUCGGGACAGUGUCUGUGUCGGGAUGGCGUGACGGGACUGAGGUGCAACCGCUGCGCCCCCGGUUACAAACAGGGGCACUCCCCACUCCGCCCCUGCAUCCGUAAGUCUACUGUACCUAACUACUCUGUCUGGAAACUGUCCUCCAUGUUCGAGCCAAACUUCUAA
Coregonus sp. 'balchen' is the source of this 9680-nucleotide messenger RNA. NCBI's taxonomy places the organism in Eukaryota, Metazoa, Chordata, Actinopteri, Salmoniformes, Salmonidae. The record is from the annotation of a GenBank genome assembly.